UAUAAAGCAGCAGGCGCCUGUGCCCGCUCCACCUCUCAAGCAGCGCCUGCCUGAGUCUGUUCUGCCCUCUCCCCACCCAGUCCACCACCACCAUGACACCAGGCACCCAGUCUCCUUUCUUCCUGCUCCUGAUCCUCACAGUGCUUACAGUUGUUACAGGUUCUGGUCAUACAAACUCUACCCCAGGCGGAGAAAAGGAGACUUCGGCUACCCAAAGAAGUUCAAUGCCCAUCUCUACUAAGAAUGCUGUGAGUAUGACCAGCAGACUCUCCAGCCACAGCCCCGUUUCAGGCUCCUCCACCACUCAGGGACAGGACGUCACCCUAGCCCUGGCCACGGAACCAGCCACAGGUUCGGCUACCACCUUGGGACACAAUGUCACCUCGGCCCCGGACACCAGUGCAGCCCCGGGCUCCACCGGCCCCCCAGCCCACGUAGUCACCUCGGCCCCGGACACCAGUGCAGCCCCGGGCUCCACCGGCCCCCCAGCCCGCGUAGUCACCUCGGCCCCGGACACCAGUGCAGCCCCGGGCUCCACCGGCCCCCCAGCCCGCGUAGUCACCUCGGCCCCGGACACCAGUGCAGCCCCGGGCUCCACCGGCCCCCCAGCCCGCGUUGUCACCUCGGCCCCGGACACCAGUGCAGCCCCGGGCUCCACCGGCCCCCCAGCCCGCGUUGUCACCUCGGCCCCGGACACCAGUGCAGCCCCGGGCUCCAGGCCCCCAGCCCGCGUUGUCACCUCGGCCCCGGACACCAGUGCAGCCCCGGGCUCCACCGGCCCCCCAGCCCGCGUUGUCACCUCGGCCCCGGACACCAGUGCAGCCCCGGGCUCCACCGGCCCCCCAGCCCGCGUUGUCACCUCGGCCCCGGACACCAGUGCAGCCCCGGGCUCCAGGCCCCCAGCCCGCGUUGUCACCUCGGCCCCGGACACCAGUGCAGCCCCGGGCUCCACCGGCCCCCCAGCCCGCGUUGUCACCUCGGCCCCGGACACCAGUGCAGCCCCGGGCUCCACCGGCCCCCCAGCCCGCGUUGUCACCUCGGCCCCGGGCACUAGUGCAGCCCCGGGCUCCACCGCACCCCCGGGCUCCACCGCACCCCCAGCCCACGAUGUCACCUCGGCCUCAGACUCUGCAUCAGGCUCAGCUUCCACUCUGGUGCACAGCACCACCUCUGCCAGGGCUACCACCACCCCAGCCAGCAAGAGCACUCCAUUCUCAAUUCCCAGCCACCACUCUGAUACUCCUACCACCCUUGCCAGCCACAGCACCAAGACUGAUGCCAGUAGCACUCACCAUAGCACAGUACCUCCUUUCACCUCCUCCAAUCACAGCACUUCUCCCCAGUUGUCUCUUGGGGUCUCUUUCUUUUUCUUGUCUUUUCACAUUUCAAACCUUCAGUUUAAUUCCUCUCUGGAAGAUCCCAGCACCAACUACUACCAACAGCUGCAGAGAGACAUUUCUGAAUUGUUUUUGCAGAUUUAUAAACAAGGGGAUUUUCUGGGCCUCUCCAAUAUUAUGUUCAGGCCAGGAUCUGUGGUGGUACAAUCGACUCUGGUCUUCCGAGAAGGUACCACCAAUGUCCACGAUGUGGAGACACAGUUCAAUCAACGUAAAACGGAAGCAGCCUCUCGAUAUAACCUGACGAUCUCAGACAUCAGCGUGCGUGAUGUGCCAUUUCCUUUCUCUGCCCAAACCGGGGCUGGGGUGCCAGGCUGGGGCAUUGCGCUCCUGGUGCUGGUCUGUGUUCUGGUUGUGCUGGCCAUCGUCUAUUUCAUUGCCUUGGCUGUCUGUCAGUGCCGCCAAAAGAACUACAGGCAGCUGGACAUCUUUCCCGCCCGGGAUGCCUACCAUCCUAUGAGCGAGUACCCCACCUACCACACCCAUGGGCGCUAUGUGCCCGCUGGUGGUACCAAUCGUAGCCCCUAUGAGGAGGUUUCUGCAGGUAAUGGUGGCAGCAGCCUCUCUUACACAAACCCAGCAGUGGCAGCCACUUCUGCCAACUUGUAGGGGCACGUCGCCUACUGAGCUGAGUGGCCAGCCAGUGCCAGUCCACCCCACUCAGGUUCUUCAGGGCCAGAGCCCCUGCACCCUGUUUUGGGCUGGUGAGCUGGGAGUUCAGGUGGGCUGCUCACAGCCUUCCUCAGAGGCCCCACCAAGUUCUCAGAACCUUCUCGGUCUGUGGAAGCUCAUGGGGGCCCUUGAGGGCUUAUGCCUGGGAAGUGUUGCAGUGGGGCUCCCAGGAGGACUGGCCCAGAGAGCCCGGAGAUAGCAGGGGACCUGAACAGGACUGAAUAAAACGUGGCCUCCCGCUGCGCCAA
Molecule: messenger RNA, 2317 nt
Organism: Macaca mulatta (Rhesus monkey)
Lineage: Eukaryota; Metazoa; Chordata; Mammalia; Primates; Cercopithecidae
Gene: MUC1
Product: mucin 1, cell surface associated
Source: RefSeq, a predicted model, not a curated record